UAUUUGUGUACUUGGUAUCUCUUGCAGAAGAAUGCGGUAUUACAGACAGGUCUACCCGUUCCGUACCUUCUUUCAUUACAACAACGCCCUCUACACCCUGGCCGGGCACGUCGCUGAGAGGCUAACAGGGCAGUCCUACGAGGCCCUCUUGCGGGAACGGAUAUUACAGCCGCUGGGAAUGGACGACACAGUGUACCUGGCAGACGCACUGGAGGAUGGGGGUUUCUCCAACUUUGCUCAAACGUACUUGACCUAUAACAGAACAGGCCAUUCGAUACCGUACAGUGAAGAGGAGUUCAGGCCUCUGAAGUUACAUCUACCGGCAGGGGGCGUGGUGUCCAACGCCGUGGACAUGGCCCGGUACAUGAAGUUCCACCUCAGCGGGGGGAGGGACACGGUCGGCCGCCUGGUGGUCCCGGAGGACAACUUACGUCAGACCCACACUGUGAAUUUCGUCUCGCCCCGGAAAAGUGCCCUCGACAAGUUGGAACCUGACUGGCCGGUGGAAGCGGGGACGACGCAAGGCUAUGGAUUGGGAUGGGGGAUCGGCACCUAUAGAGGUACUUGCAUCCUUUUUCUAGGGUAACGUCACAUGUCCAACCCAGGCCCGGUCGGGCUGUAUGUGGAAACGAAAAAUAGAAAAUUUCAUGUAUACGUAAAAACAUACACAAAUUUUGUAUCAUACUUUUCGUUCCGAAAGGAUGCCCUGUAGGGCCCGGUCUGGUAUGUGACGUAGACCUUUUAAGCUACUGGCAACAAGUGCCUGUCAUUAAGUGUUUUAACAUAGCUUGAAAUCACGGUUAACGGUUAGACUCAUUUCCAUGUAUACAUCGGCUGUACGUAGGGAACAUGUCUUUUCGGACUUAGUGUCAGUGUAGAUUUCUGUACCAAGAAGCAAAUGUUCAUAACCAGCACCGAAAAUAAUAAAGUCUCCACCCAACGUAAGCGUGGAUUCAUAAAAAGUUAAAGUCUACGGAAAAACAUUGUUUCCUGGUUGUAAAAUGAACGAAUAUAUGGUACGUCCUUGUUGUGACAGUGACAAUUCUUUAUAACAUUGCAAGGGGAGCUUCUGUUGUCCAAUAUUUUCACCGUGUUACAACAACCAUUACUACUUCAAAGUUGGGAACCAAGUUAUUGCCUUCGCCAGAAUGGCAGAAGGUUAUGCAAACUGUUGAGCCAGGGCUUUUUGGGUCUGUAUGUAGGUCAACAGCAUAUAACUUAAGAAGUUGUGAAUGGAUUUUGAUGAUAUUUGGUAGGUGUGUAGCAGUUGUGUAAAGGUUAGUCACGUUUGAAAAUGGUAUACCUGGUGUUUUCCUACUGGUCCCCAGGGAACUUUGUACGUAAGUGCGUUUGGCUGUAAACAGCAUAACUCGAGAUGUUGUUGAUGGAUAUUAAU
Messenger RNA from Branchiostoma floridae (Florida lancelet), 1396 nucleotides. Its product is annotated as penicillin-binding protein 4-like. The transcript is spliced from 2 exons. The coding region runs from base 32 to 586 and encodes 184 amino acids. Lineage: Eukaryota; Metazoa; Chordata; Leptocardii; Amphioxiformes; Branchiostomatidae. The record is from RefSeq and is a predicted model, not a curated record.